Messenger RNA from Periophthalmus magnuspinnatus, 862 nucleotides. It is a transcript of the gene hspb9, whose product is annotated as heat shock protein, alpha-crystallin-related, 9. Bases 57 to 749 code for a protein of 230 amino acids. NCBI's taxonomy places the organism in Eukaryota, Metazoa, Chordata, Actinopteri, Gobiiformes, Gobiidae. The record is from RefSeq and is a predicted model, not a curated record. The transcript is spliced from 2 exons.
CGUGUCAAACAGAAGAACUCAAACUCACACCCAAAAGGACAACUCCAGACUUCAACAUGAUGUCCCAGCAGAGCACCCUGAGCAGCCUCUUUGCAGAUGAUCCUUUCUUCAGCCAGGACACACUGUUGUGGCCCCUUCGCACCGGGGCCCUGUCCUCCAUCCAGCAGGACUUCUUCAACAGGAGGGCCAAACUCGCCGACAGUCUCUUCACGGAGCUCCACGAUGGGCCCCACCUGCCUCUCAUGUCCUCAGCUUUUCCGAGACCGAGCAACGGAGACCAACAUCAAGACGUGUCCUGCCCUGAUCUGCACAAAGAGGUCCAGCCGGCCUCGCAGAACAACGGAGACCUCCUGGUGACCCUGGACGCUCGAGGAUACGCCCCCAGUGACAUCACAGUGAAGCUGGAGGGGCGGAGCUUGGCGGUGUCGGCUCUGAAGCAGGCCGGUGCAGAGGAAGCCCAGUCCUGUUCAUCCGCUACGUCACACGCUGCCUUAAAGUCCUCGGCCGCUGCCAGGAUGGGCUUCAUGCAGAGGAUCGAGCUGCCCCCGCACUUGGACCUGGGCGGCCUGUCCUGCUCCCUCAUGGGCAACGGGCAGCUGCGCAUCCACGCCCCCGCCGCCAAACUGCCAAUCACAGACGAGAAGGAGAAGGAGAAAGAGGAGAAGGAGGAGGAAGAGGUCCCGGUUCGGUUCAGAAGCUCACUGGAGUUCCCCAUCAGAAAGGACAAAACCGAGGACCAAACCAACUAAAGUUAUAAUCUAAACUUAAGACGCUUCCACAGACUGUCACAAGUUUACAGCCACUCAACUCUCUUAGCUAUUUAUUUUCUAUGUUUGUAAAUGUGUGAAAUAGUAUUGAUAAU